Molecule: messenger RNA, 12516 nt
Organism: Callithrix jacchus (white-tufted-ear marmoset)
Lineage: Eukaryota; Metazoa; Chordata; Mammalia; Primates; Cebidae
Gene: PDE3A
Product: phosphodiesterase 3A
Biological process (GO): signal transduction
Molecular function (GO): 3',5'-cyclic-nucleotide phosphodiesterase activity
Source: RefSeq, a predicted model, not a curated record
CAAGCAUAAUAUAAUAUUAAAUUUGAUUCGUAUAUAUGUCUAUCUGUGAGUGUGUGUACAUAUGCCUAUGUGUAGAGCUAAAGAAUAAUUUAAAAAAUAAAUUAUGACAUAAAUAUGAAUGAAUGCAUGCCAAAGAGUCUUUUUAACUGGUUAAUGAAUGAGGGAACCAGUAAGAUACUACAUCUUAUUCAAAUGAGAAGUUAAAGUAUCACACACAUCUAAAGUCAGAAAAGAAGUGCUGAAAUAAAUUCACAAAAAGAUGGAGAAGGCAGGGCAUGGUGAGUCAUGCCUGUAAUCCCAGCACUUUGGGAGGCUGCGGCAGGCAGAUCACUUGAGGUCAGGAGUUUGAGACAAGACUGGUCAACAUGGUGAAACCUCGUCUCUAUUUAAACUACAAAAAAAAAAAAAUAGCGAGGUGUGGUGGCAGACAUCUGUAAUUCCACCUACUCGGGAAGCUGUUGUGGAAGAAUGGCUUGAACCCAGGAGGCAGAAGUUGCAGUGUGACAAACUGAGAUUUGGUCUCUUAAAAAAAAAAAGACGCAAAAGUGGUCAAUUUCCACAAGGUAGCAAUCAAUUGUGUUCCAUUGGGCACAGGAUCCAUUUCUAUUUCUGUCAUUUUUUCUGACAGUAAAUGAGAUUGUUUUCAGUCUCUAUUUUUUCAGAGUUGUAAAAUGGCUCAAAGACAAUAAAAGGCAGAGACACACAUGAGCUACUCAGGGCACCUACUAAUUUAUCUUGUUUUUUCUUUUUGCCCAUUUUGAAGUCUUUCUCAAUUUUUUAAUAUAGCUCAUAUUUACAUUUAUUUUCAUCAAUUGCAAUUAUGUUUUUUUUUUUGCUUUUUCACCUAAAACAAACAUGAUUGAAAAUAAAAGCAUAAUGCAUAUUUCUUCCUAUUGACAUUGACACCACCUAUAUAGCAUUACUCAGGAGCGUUAUGAAAUACACGACACUUAAAAACAAACAAAAAUAUCCCUUCUUUGAGCUCUUUACUCUUGGGAGGGUACACUAUAUUAUCCUUUUCACUUUCUUCCUCCCAGUAAACCUCUCUCUCAUGCACUCUACCGACAUUCCCACCAAAUCCCUCCUUACCCUUUCAAAAUCAGUCCUAUCCUGAUUCUGGAGUUUGGGGUUUUCUGUGAAUCAGUUGAUGAUACCAGUCACACCAUUUGAAAAAAGGCAUGUGAGAAUGUGGUUCUGUACUGGUGAACAGGAAUUCUUAACAUUUAUUUUUAAGGAUUGUAUUUAAUUGCUAAUUAUAGAGCUUUGUUAAAUUAAGCUUUCACUCACGUUUGAAAAAUUCAUCUUUGUUUUGUUUUUCAUGAGGCAAAUAUCUCUCUUUAAGUGAACAAGCUUUUAAAAGAAUUAGUUUCUGGCCGAGCGCGGUGGCUCAAGCCUGUAAUCCCAGGACUUUGGGAGCCCAAGGUGGGUGGAUCACAAGGUCAAGAGAUCAAGACCAUCCUGGUCAACAUGGUGAAACCCCGUCUCUACUAAAAAUACAAAAACUUAGCUGGGCAUGGUGGCGUGUGCCUGUAAUCUCAGCUACUCAGGAGGCUGAGGCAGGAGAAUUGCCUGAAUCCAGGAGGCGGAGGUUGUGGUGAGCCAAGAUCACGCCAUUGCACUCCAGCCUGGGUAACAAGAGCGAAACUCCGUCUCAAAAAAAAAAAAGAAUUAGCUUCUUCAGUAUGAAAAGCAAAUUGCAAUUCACAGCCAGUGCAAUGGUUUACACCAGUGUGCAGCCCCAGCACUAUGGGAGGCCAUCGCUGGAGAAUCCCUUGAGCUCAGGAGUUCAAGCUCAGCCCUGGCAACAUUAUGAGAGACAUCUUAACAACAACAACAACAACAACAAAUAAUUACCUCAGCCUCUCCAGUGGCUUGGGACUUCAGCUACAUGUGGUGGCUUGUACCUGAAGUCCCAGGUACUCGAGAUGCUGAAUAGAGGGAUUGCUCAAGCCUGGGUGGUCGAAGCUGUGGUGAGCUAUAAUUGCACCACGAUACUGCAAUCUGGGCGAGAGUGAGUCCCUCUCUCAAAAAAAAAAAAAAAGAAAAGAAAAAGCAAUAUGCAUAAUCACAUCAUUAUGCCAGAAGUGUCCAGGUUCAAAGUGACAUUUUAUAUUUUAGUAAAUACUUUUCACUAACAGUUCUUUAGGAAUAAACGGAUAAUUCUUCUGGAAUAAAUAAACUGAGAAUCAUCAAAGAUUUUGCAGAAUACCACACUCUGAAUCUGAAUAUGGCUGUGUAAGUGUUUUCAGUUUACAGAUAAGUAUAGAUUUUUGCAGUUACUUUCUCUUAAUCGUUUCUUUCCUUCACUAAGGGUUUUCUAUUUUAUUUUCGUUCGCAUGCAUGGACAAGAGAAGGGAUGCAUUUUGUUGAUCCUAGAGAUUAAUACAGAAAAUGCCUCAUGAAGACUGAGUCUGGCUGUGAUUUACAUAGUUGGAGCAACAUAGCCAGUGAGUCUUUCGGGCAGCCCUGACAGCAGAAGCAAGCCUUGAGCUGGGCAUGAAAAAUGACACAGGCUUCCUUAUACCAGAGUCUUAUGACCAUUUUGAUUUCAAAAACUGUGUUGGGUGUCAGUAAACUACCGUAACCAGAAAAAUUAGAUUAAAAUGACUAUUUCUUUUGUUCUGUGUAUAUUUCAUAUAUGGAAGGAUGAAAAGUCAGUACAUGGCUAUCAGUCUCUACAGAGGAAGGGUAACAAUUUGUGCCCAGGUAUAUUAAUGCCUAACUGAACUGUUUUACAUAUGUGAUUAUAAGAUACGUCAUUUACUUAAGAUGUAUGGUUAAUCGCCUUUCUUGCCUCACCUACAAACUAAAUGGCUUUAUUCCAGCAAAAUUAAGUCUGAAAAUAAUGUUCACUGAUUUAGAUGUUGAUGACAGAUGGGUCUUAGGUCAGGAAAGCAGCAAUGGCUGGGAGACACUGAUUGUUAGCAUUUAUGCUCUGAUAAUGAAUGACCUGAAUUUUUCUCACAUGUUUGCUCGGGAAGCACAGGGCUGUGGAGGUCUUGACGUCAUAGAAGCAGAAGGAUUUGGGGCCAGAGUAUAUUCACUGCUGGCAGUCAUUCAUUAGUAAAUCCUUAGUAAGAGAGUUGAAUUUGAGUGACAUCUGGAGGCUUUCUAUACCCAGAGGUGGGGGAAUUCUGGGUUUGUUUUUUUUUUUUUUUCUGGUAAGCUAGAUUCAUCUUUUAAAAAAUGCCACAUAUAUAAUUGAUGGGUUUAAUAUUUCAGAUUGAGAGGAGGUGAAAGAUUGAAAGAACCGAAGAAAGAUUGAGUUUUUAUGAUUCUUUCCCCUGAAUGAAUUUGGUUAAUUUAAUGUUAGGUGCUAAUAUAAAACAUUGCUUGAGCCAUGUAGUGUCGGGAAUACAUAUCUGUUACUAGUUCUUGUUUGCUGUUUAAAAAUGGAGAUUGAAAUUUCUUUUACCUAGCAAGAAAAUUAUAGCAGUGAUCCUUGAAUAUUUAGAAAAAACACAUAUGGCCUGGUGUGGUGGCUCACGCCUGUAAUCCCAGCACUUUGGGAGGCCGAGGUGGGUGGAUCACGAGUUCAAGAGAUCGAGACCAUCCUGGUCAACAUGGUGAAACCCCAUCUCUACUAAAAAUGCAAAAAAUUAGCUGGGCAUGGUGGCACGUGCCUGUAAUCCCAGCUACUCGGGAGGCUGAGGCAGGAGAAUUGCCUGAACCCAGGAGGCGGAGGUUGCGGUGAGCCGAGAUUAUGCCAUUGCACUCCAGCCUGGGUAACAAGAGCGAAACUCCAUCUCAAAAAAAAAAAGAAAGAAAGAAAAAACACAUACAUUCCAAAGUAUCUAGUGAUGAGGCAAAAUUGUUCAUAUCGAAUUCCAUUUCCAGCUGAAGGCCAUUUCUGGAAGAAACUUGUAAUACUGGAGAAGCUGCAUGAGCGUGUCGUGUUUGCUGCAUGGAAAGGAGGACACGAGUUUCUCAGCACUGUGGCCAAGCAGAGCGACGGUUGAGGUUAGGGUAGCAGUCAUGAGGCCGAGAUGCAACUUAGACUCCAGUCCCUAUAAAAUGUACCUGAUACAAUUUAGCGAUUUGAUGAAAUGUGAAGCCAAUUUACUGUAUUGAACAUCAGUAGUGUCCCAAAAGAAGACCAUAAAAUUCUGGUGGUGAAGAUCUGUUGUUUAAAUAGUAAAAGUAUAAUGUUAACCAUUUCCUUUGGUGGUUCUCAUCCCAUCAGAAGAGCUAGAUCCUAUUAGCACUCUGGCACUUUAUUAAAAUAGGAGAAACAGUAAUUUAAUGAACCUUUAGGCCAGAGGUGGUGUCUCAUCCCUGUGACUUCAGUUAUUCGGGAGGCCUAGGAUCACGUGAGGCUGGGGAGUUGGAGACCAGUCUGGGCAACCGAGUGAGAUGCUGUCUGUACCAAAUAUAGAAAUUAGCCCAUUAUGGUGGCGUGUAACUGUCCUAGUCACUCAGGAGGGUGAGGUGGGGGACCACUUGAGCACAGGAAUUUGAGGCCCACUGCGUUCCAGCCUGGGAAACAGUGAGCCUGACUCAAGAACAAUCCUUCAAUACUUACCCAUUCAAGAAUUUUUCUUUUCAGUCCAAGAGUAUCAAGAUGUUACCGACACAGCACUUUCCCAUCAAAAUGGCAUCUUUGCCUAUUUGGUGCUGCAAAACCAAUACCAAAACUGAGUGAACAUCUAGCAGGGCAGGCUGUAUUCGAUGGCGUGGAACUGAGGAGAAGAGAGCUGGAAAGUCACAGAAACAAGCAACUCUAAUGAAAGGGAUGGGCAUUAGAAAUAAGGGAGGAACAUUCGAGUGUUUUUCUGGGAAUGGGUCGAGAACUCCUCAAAACCAGUGCUGCCUUUUUCCCCCUUUUAUUAUUUCAGUGGGUCGUUGUCAUGGUGAUUGUCAACUGUCAUAGUGCUGUGGGGUGUAUCAUUUAGCAUGAAAAUUAGAUUAUAAGGAAGUUAGAGGGUCUUCGGUGGUCAAGAAAGCUGUCAUCUUGGAUCCCGCAAGUCUUGGCCAGUUUGGUCACUAGGGGGACUUUUGGCCUCAGGCGUCCUAUUUCUGAAGAUAAGCAGAGUUGAGGUGGGAUAGAAAUUCACCUAUGUCAUGUAGGCCUCAUACUGGGUAACAAAUCUACAACACAUUGUCUAGAUCUCCGUGUCAGAGAAUGAUUAUUCAUACUUUAUGAAAAGACAUUGUAGCUAAGAUUGUCAAGUGAUAUUUAACUACAAAGUGGAUUGUCUGUUAUUCUACAGGAAUAAUCAAAUUUCUUUAAAGUAGUAAGUGUGGUCCAUCAUCAAUGCAUUUGUGUUGGAUAAAUAGAUAAUAAAAUUCAAAUGUUGUAGAACUGUAAAACAUACAGAUUUAAAUUCCCUGUUGUAAUCUUAUUUCCCAGAUAAAAUUUCUGAUGAUAAUUUAGUACAGUCUGUCUCUCUCUCUCUCUCUCUUUUUUUUUUUUUUUUAGUCAGUCUUGCUGUGUUUACCAGGCUGGAGUGCAGUGGUGUGAUCACAGCUCACUCACUGCAACCUGUAUCUCUCAUGUUGAAGCUAUUCUUGUGCCUUAGCCUCCUGAGUAGCUGUGAUUACAGGUGUGUGCCACCACAUCCGGCCAGUUCUUGUGUUUUUAGUAGAUAUGGGAUUUCACCCUAUUGGCCAGGCUGAUCUCAAACUCCUUGCCGCAAGUGAUCCUCCCACCUUGACCUCUCAAAGUGCUGGGAUUACAAAUGUGAGCCAGUGAACCUGGCCUAGUGGUCUUUUAAUAGACCAGCAUAGCGGGGAGGCAGGCAGUAUUGAAGAGUGAGUAGUGGCAUUGUGCAGCCUUUGUAGCCAGAGUGUCUGGGUUCGAAUCCUGUCUCUGCUGUUGUGUGAGUAACAGUCUGGGAAGGAAAUAGAUGACUCAGAGGUCACUGAAGACUUUGAAGAUGGGACUAUUAUAGACGUAUUAAGAAAAGCAACAAAGAAUGAUGAGGUAACCUAGGUGCCCAAAAAGUGAGAGCUGUUACUGCUAGGACCAAAGGCUUGAGGAGGGGGAGGUUUAACGGAAACCCCGUGAGAGCAGUACCUGCGGGAAAGGGAUUAUGAACAAGAGCUGUGGCUGUGAGCAGAGAUGUGCGGCCACUACUGGAUUACAGUGCCGCGCUGAGGGGUGGGGCGGGGCAGGGAGGGGUGCUUACGAAUACUCUCACCUCAACCUUUUGCUUCUGUUAUUCCGUAUUCACUGAUGGUUACUCUCAUGGGCUGAAUCCUGACAAGAUCAUGGACUCCAGAAUCCAGCUCAUGGGGCAUUCAGAAUGGGACCACAAACGAGGGCCACGAGGAUCACAGUCUUCAGGAACCAGUAUUACCGUGGACAUAGCCGUAAUGGGCGAGGCCCACGGCCUCAUUACCGACCUCCUGGCAGACCCUUCUCUUCCACCAAAUGUGUGCACAUCCUUGAGAGCCGUGAGCAACUUGCUCAGCACACAGCUCACCUUCCAGGCCAUUCACAAGCCCAGAGUGAAUCCCGUCACUUCCCUCAGUGAAAACGUUACCUGUUCUGACUCUGAGGAGAGCUCUGAAAAAGACAAGCUUGCUAUUCCAAAGCGCCUGAGAAGGAGUUUGCCCCCUGGCUUGUUGAGACGAGUUUCUUCCACUUGGACCACCACCACCUCAGCCACAGGUCUACCCACCUUGGAGCCUGCACCGGUACGGAGAGACCGCAGUACCAGCAUCAAACUGCAGGAAGCACCUUCAUCCAGUCCUGAUUCUUGGAAUAAUCCGGGGAUGAUGACCCUCACCAAAAGCAGAUCCUUCACUUCGCCCUAUGCUGUUUCUGCAGCUAACCAUGUAAAGGCUAAGAAGCAAAGUCGACCAGGUGCCCUCGCUAAAACUUCCCCUCUUUCAUCGCCCUGCUCCUCACCUCUCCGAGGAACUCCUGCCGACAGCCUCGUCGGCAAAAUUUCUGCAGAGCAGUUUCCAGAGUCUGCUGACACGACUGCCAAACGAAGCCUAGGUUCUCACAGGGCCUUAACCUACACUCAGAGUGCCCCCGACCUGUCCCCUCAAAUCCUGACUCCACCUGUUAUAUGUAGCAGCUGUGGCAGACCAUAUUCCCAAGGGAAUCCUGCUGAUGGGCCCCUGGAGAGGAGCGGGGCAGCCACUCGGACACCAGGUAGAACAGACGACACUGCUCAAGUUACCUCUGAUUAUGAAACCAAUAACAACAGUGACGGCAGUGACAUUGUACAGAAUGAAGAUGAGACAGAGUGCCUGAGCGAGCCUCUGAGGAAAGCAUCAGCUUGCAGCACCUAUGCACCUGACACCAUGAUGUUUCUGGACAAACCAGUUCUUGCUCCCGAACCUCUUGUCAUGGAUAACCUGGACUCAAUUAUGGAGCAGCUAAAUGCUUGGAAUUUUCCAAUUUUUGAUUUAGUGGAAAAUAUAGGAAGAAAAUGUGGCCGUAUUCUUAGUCAGGUGUCUUACCGACUUUUUGAAGACAUGGGCCUCUUUGAAGCUUUUAAAAUUCCAGUUAGGGAAUUUAUGAAUUAUUUUCAUGCUUUGGAGAUCGGAUACAGGGAUAUUCCUUAUCACAACAGAGUCCAUGCCACUGACGUUUUACAUGCUGUUUGGUAUCUUACUACUCAGCCUAUUCCAGGCCUCUCAACUGUGAUUAAUGAUCAUGGUUCAGCCAGUGAUUCAGAUUCUGACAGUGGAUUUACACACGGACAUAUGGGAUAUGUAUUCUCAAAAACGUAUAAUGUGACAGAUGAUAAGUACGGAUGCCUGUCUGGGAAUAUCCCUGCCUUAGAGUUGAUGGCACUGUAUGUGGCUGCAGCCAUGCAUGAUUAUGAUCACCCAGGAAGGACUAAUGCUUUCCUGGUUGCAACUAGUGCUCCUCAGGCGGUGCUGUAUAACGAUCGCUCCGUUUUGGAGAAUCAUCACGCAGCUGCUGCAUGGAAUCUUUUCAUGUCCCGGCCAGAGUAUAACUUCUUAGUUAACCUUGACCAUGUGGAAUUUAAGCAUUUCCGUUUCCUCGUCAUUGAAGCAAUUUUGGCCACUGACCUGAAGAAACACUUUGACUUUGUGGCCAAAUUUAACAGCAAGGUGAAUGAUGACGUUGGAAUAGACUGGACCAAUGAAAACGAUCGUCUGCUGGUGUGUCAGAUGUGUAUAAAGUUGGCUGAUAUCAAUGGUCCAGCUAAAUGUAAAGAGCUUCAUCUUCAGUGGACAGAUGGUAUCGUCAAUGAAUUUUAUGAGCAGGGUGAUGAAGAGGCCAGCCUUGGGUUACCCAUAAGCCCCUUCAUGGAUCGUUCUGCUCCUCAGCUGGCCAAUCUUCAGGAAUCCUUCAUCUCUCACAUUGUGGGGCCUCUGUGCAACUCCUACGAUUCAGCAGGACUAAUGCCAGGAAAAUGGGUGGAAGACAGCGAUGAGUCAGGAGAUACUGAUGACCCAGAAGAAGAGGAAGAAGAAGCAACAGCACCACAUGAAGAGGAAACCUGUGAAAAUAAUGAAUCUCCAGAAAAAAAGACUUUCAAAAGGAGAAAAAUCUACUGCCAAAUAACUCAGCACCUCUUACAGAACCACAAGAUGUGGAAGAAUGUCAUUGAAGAGGAGCAGCGGUUGGCAGGCAUAGAAAAUCAAUCCCUGGACCAGAACCCUCAGCCACACUCUUCAGAACAGAUCCAAGCUAUCAAGGAAGAAGAAGAGGAGAAAGGGAAACCAAGAGGGGAGGAGAUACCAACCCCAAAGCCCAACCAGUGACGAUGGAUAGAAUGGGCUCUGUUUCCAGACAGACUGACUUGUCAAAGACUCUCUUCAAGCCAGCACAACAUUUAGACACAACACUGUAGAAAUUUGAGAAGAUGGGCAAAUGGCUAUUGCAUUUUGGGAUUAUUCGCAUUUUGUGUGUAUAUUUUUACAGUGAGGUACAUUGUUAAAAACUUUUUUCUCAAAGAAGCUUUCACAUUGCAACACCAGCUUCUAAGGAUUUUUUCAGGAGGAAAUACGUGUGUGUGUGUGUGUGUAUAUAAGCUCCCACAUAUACAUGUAAAACAUAUUCACACACAUGCAUGCACACACAUACACACUGAAGGCCAGAAUUGCUGGCUCCACAAUUUAGUAACAUUUAUACUAAGAUAUCUAGUGGUCACUGUGAUAUAAUAAAUCAUAAAGGAAACCAAAUCACAAAGAAGAUGGUGUGGCUUAGUGAGGAAACAGUGCAGGAAAUGUAGGUUACCAACUAAGCAGCUUUUGCUCUUAGUACUGAGGGAUGAAAGUUCCAGAGCAUUAUUUGAAUUCUGAUACAUCCUGCCAACACUGUGUGUGUGCGUGCACUUUGUGUGUGUGUGUGUGUGUGUGUGUGACGAAGGGAACAGUGAAAGGAUGCUUGUGCGUGUGUGUGUGUGCAUAUGUAAAGAGAUUUUUGUGGUUUCAGUAAUUCAUAGAAUAGCUGUAGCAAAUGACUGAGUACAUGUGAACAAACAGAAGGAAGUUCACUCUGGAGUGUCUCUGGGAGACAGCCAUUCCAAAUGUCCUCCUCCAUCUCCUUCAGUAAAGGAGCUUUUGCAGAUGGAGGGCACUCGAGGGCUUGGUGAGAGGGCCACAUGUUUGUCUGGUAUUACAUUACUGCUACGCACCACUUGAAGGAGCUCUAUCACCAGCCUCAAACCUGGAAGACUGAGGCAUUUUCCAGUCCAUUGCCUAAUGAAUGUACAGGAAGUGUCUAUGCGUAUGGAUGUCACUCGAUUAAGAUCAAAGCCCCAUUUAAGGAGAUGAUGGCAUUCUUUAUACAUAAACACCUAGGAAAGAGCUGGAGUCAGGUCUUCUAAUAAGGUUAGAAUUCUGAAUGAUGCCAGAGAAGGCUUAGGAAAUUAUACUUCUGUCUUCUUAAUUUGAUGCAAAAUGUGUGGUAGAAAAAGAAAAGGAAACAGAAAAACCACUCUGGGUUAUGUAGCAAGAGGUGAAGGAGAAUAUUUCAACCUAGGGUUUUUGUGCAGACAUAGGAAAAGCCUGAUUCUUGGCAACUUACGGUUUGGUUGUAGUUUUGUUUUCAGGGGUGAAGGUCCCACUGACAGCCCCUGUUGUGGUAUUCCACAUGCUAUUUGUUGGGGUAGCUUCCAUCUGCAAUCUGGCCCGUUGUCAGCCAUGCUUCUUCCGGCAGGGGAGACUAGAGAGAGAUUGUUUGAGGAUCAGGUUAUUAUUGAAAGUCUUUUUGUUUUGUUUUGUUUUGGUUUAUCUACACUUGUUUAUGCUGUGAGCCAAACCUCUAUUUAAAAAGUUGAUACUCACUUUCAAUAUUUUAUUUCAUAUUAUUAUAUAUGUCAUGAUAGUUAUCUUGAUGUAAAUAUGAAGACUUUUUUUGUUUUUGUAGAUAGUAAAUUCUUUUUUAAAAAAAAAGGAAAAGGGAAACAUUUUUAUAAAGUUACAUUUUAAUCACCAUUUUUUAUACAUUGUCGUUAUUUCCAAGCCCAGUAAAGGAAUGAUGAUUCAUUUGCAUGGAGGUCGAUGGACAGCCAAUCAUAUACCUAUUCUAAUUUAAAUGAUAAUCUGAUAUAGUUAUUUUUUUGCCAAUUAAAUGAGAAUGCUGCAAAGAAUUUUUUUUCACUAGUAACUUUUACUAACUGAAUGAAUGCUGGGUCCAUGUCUCCCAGAUGAAAGACUAUUAACCAAUAUCAAAUUUUUAUAGUUGGUGUCCAUUUCUUUCUAACACUGUUUGGUUAUGAAUCUUCCUUCAGCACUAUAUACAAACCUGCUCAUCAUCUAAACAAUCUUAGCUUCUAAGUAAACCUCGAUUGUGAUUUCUAGUUUCUGUUUUAUCUGAAGUAGCAGAAAGGAUUGUUUACAUUAAAAUUCCUUAUGUUUCUCAUAAAUGGAUAUUGUACUCUCCCUUUCAAAGCAUUAUUUUACAGUAAUUCAUGGCAUUAAAAAAUAAGGCAAAUGUAAUACAAUAAAAAAAUAAACAUAGUUUCGAGGCAAAUUCUCCAAUAAGUAGGAAAAUAUCAAAAGGAUCAAGUGGAUGCAGACUCUACCUAAAUAAUUAGAAUAUAUUUCAGUAUAUUUCUGAGUUAACACCAGGUCUUCAUUAUUUAGAGCUUACUAAACUAUUUUCAUUUUCUUAGCUUUGCCUGUGUGUCUCUCUGUUUGCAAAAAUUACUCAGAGUCAAAUUUUGCCAGUGAAUUUAACUAUUCUUACCUUGCAAUUAAGAGAAGGGGAAAAAAGCAUUUACCUCCUCAUACCCCUUGAAUGGAAUUACUUAACAGAGCCAAUAUUUUCCCAUUUUCCAAAUGCUGUCCAUCAUCUUUAACACAAAUAUUAAUUGAACAAAAAGCUAUGUUUGGAGUGAGCAGACUGGCAGGACAGCUGGACGUCCUCAUAGUCUACGGGCAGUUUUGUCGAAGCUGCACAGUCCAAGCAGGGGCCAGCUUGGCUACUACAGUGGAAGUCUCAGCAAACUGCCAGGCUUCGUUUGUUUUGUUUUAAGGUACAGGAAAUAACGGGAAUAAAAGUGGCAAAAGCAAUCAGAGCAUUUUUAGUUUAGAAUUGUGUUCAUCAAUCCAGGCAGACAGAUACAUUUUUCUUUAAAAAUAAAUUGCUAUUAUGGCUAGAAGUCAGUUGGGAUAAAUAAAGGGAUGAAGAUCCUCCAAGUAUGUACUUUCAUACACGCCCAGUACAUCUCACAGGAUGCUAAGGGACACUUUCUGCUAGUAGGGUGCUCCCCCUUUUUUGGUGACAGCAAUAUUGUUACGUUCACAUCCAACUCCAGAGCUUACUUCCCGUGGUGCCAAUGUAUUUGUUGCAAUUUACUACAAUUUUAUAUGAGCCUAUUUAUAGGUGCCAUUAGAUAAACUCAGGUCUUUCAAAUGAAGGAGUUUCUAGCCCACGCAGGGACAAAGAUAAUUGUUUCGACAGCCAUAAAAUCAAUGAUAGGAAAACUUGGAACUGGUUGCCUGGAUGGCAUGGUUCUCUGUUACGUAAGAGACCGGGUAUACUCUGAGUGUCAUCAGUGUUAUUUUCAGCACGCUAAUGAACAUCUUUCCAGUUAUAUAUCUAAACCUUUAAAAUAUUGGUUUCCUUGGUAAAAGCACUACUUUUUCUUUUUUUAGGUGUAAUUUUUGUUUUGUCUUGUUUUGCCAUUUAUGUAAGACCUGGUUUUGCUCUCAGUAAAAGAUGAAGACAGUAGCUCUGUACAGGGGUAUAGCUGUAUUAGUCUUCAUCAGACAAAUGAAGAAAUUUUCUCAUAUUUUGUUCAAGAAAGUAUUCACUUCCUAAAAAUAGAAUACCCAAUUCUAACUAUUCCCUUUUGGUUGAAUAGCAGAACAAAUCUUACCACUGCAAUCCUAACACUAAAGAAAUGGAAUACCUUACAGACUGUUCAUAUUAGAUGUAUGUAGACCGUUAAUUUGCAAUUUCACCAUAUUCCCUGCCUAUCUUACCCAGAGAACUUUCUGUGAAGGUAAAAGCUGUGCAGAAGGCAUAAGACUCAGGCCUACUCUUUGUUUAAAUGAUGGAAAAAUAUAAAUUAUUUUCUAAGUAAUAAAAUUAUAAAAAUUAUCAUUAUAAAUAAAGUCUAAAGUUUGAAAUUA